Molecule: messenger RNA, 1165 nt
Organism: Xenia sp. Carnegie-2017
Lineage: Eukaryota; Metazoa; Cnidaria; Anthozoa; Malacalcyonacea; Xeniidae
Exons: 1
Coding region: 52-870 (272 amino acids)
Source: RefSeq, a predicted model, not a curated record
UAAGUGGCUCGUAUUUAUUUCAAUUAUCUCAUUGAUUUCAUUUUCUAAAUAAUGAUAACAUCACUAGAAGCAGUGCUUAACAAACAAAUUUAUGGGGAUGCUGCAAAAUACUCUAGAAAUAACAAUUUUCAACUCCAUUAUGGCAAAAAGCUUGCAAUAACACUUGGCAUUCAACAAGGCGAUAAAAUUUUGGAUAUGGGUUGCGGAACGGGAGAGCUGACCUCGUUUAUUGGGGAGAUUGUAGGAAAAAAAGGUCGAGUUGUCGGUGUUGAUCCAGACAUGGAAAGAAUUCACCACGCUAUUCAGCACAAUUAUAAAGUGAAUGGAAACGUUUCAUUUGAAAUUGGCGAUAGUUCAAGUGAAUUUUUACAACAAAACAAAUCCUUUUACGAUGUUCAUUUCAGUAAUUUUUCCUUUCAUUGGCUUACAUCAGAUGAAAAGAAAGAGUUUUUGCAAGCGGCUUUUGAAUGUCUGAAGCCAAGGGGCAAACUAGCUCUUCAGAGUCAUGACGGUUAUCCGGAAAUGGUUGCCUAUGUGGAAUGCCUUGUCUCAAAGAGACAGAACGCUUUGAAUGAUAUCAAUGAUAAGAAACCGAUUCAUUUUUUUAUGUCUAAAGCUGAAACCACAUCCCUUAUUGAGGAAAUGGGCUUUGAAAUCAUUUCAAGUAAUUAUGAUAUUGGAAAACAACGUUAUGAAACACUAGACGAUUUCCUUAACUUUUUUGGCGCUUCUCAUUAUCACGCUACAAACUUCUCCAACAGUGAAAGAAAAGAAUUUAUGGCACGUUUCGGCAACGGAGAUGGCAGUGUGGAUCUUGUUGACCAAAAAGUUUACCAGAUUGUUGCAAGGAAAGACUGCAGAAGCGAUUAAAGAGCAAUUUUCAUAUCAGGAGACGACUGCGAAAGCUGUUAAAAAUUGAUUUUAAUAUUUCAGUUGCUUCCUCGUUCUUAAUUUUAAGAUAUUUAUGGUUAUUAACAACGUUAUUUUAAAAGCAGGCAAAUUAAGCAACUGUAUUCCUGAUGAUUGUAAAUUAGGUGUCCAGGAAAGUACAAAGUAUAGCGUCAAGUAAUUAAUUCGACUAUAGAAUGUUUAGUAAAAACAAAAAAUAAUAGGAAUGCCAAUAAUUUCGCAAUUAAAAGCAAUUGGACUUUGUCUCAUAUCUAAA